Messenger RNA from Cataglyphis hispanica, 2522 nucleotides. RefSeq lists its product as uncharacterized. NCBI's taxonomy places the organism in Eukaryota, Metazoa, Arthropoda, Insecta, Hymenoptera, Formicidae. The transcript is spliced from 2 exons. The coding region runs from base 1289 to 2143 and encodes 284 amino acids. The record is from RefSeq and is a predicted model, not a curated record.
UAAUUGCUGGCGCGUCUCUUCGCGAGAUAAGGAUUUUCUUUCGAUAUUCACAGCGGGAUACACGUGUCUUAACGAGGAUUCCGCGUCAUGACGGUGCGACCGUGACGAUCCGCAACACCGAUCUUACGAAAAGGAUUUACGUAACGCGCAACAUCCUGUGAUCGCCUGACAAUCCGCUGUAUAAUUGCAUCUUUGGCACGAACGACUUAAGUGCACUCGCCAAUAUUCAGCGGCACGAACGGUUAACGUCUGUUGGCGUGGGUGAAUCAUUUAGUGAGGCAUACAAAGAGAAGGGUGACACCGUUAGGGCAAUUUAUUCAUUACUGACACUCUUUAUAUCGCCUUUAAUAAAUGUUUACACAAUACGAAGGAGGUAAUCUUGUAAUGUUGUAAUAAUGAAGGAAACUUUAAGAAUGGAUCGGGAAAAGAGGAUCCUAUAGGGCUGAAAGGGGCAACAAGUCCCUUUUGAUGAAUUUCAAUGAAGAUCCCUUUGUUUGCGCCUGAGAUUUUAACUAAACGUCGAGGGGGUGACAGGAUUCGAAAUUGCUUUAGAGUUGAUGUGCUGGCUGCAACGGUCCACAACGGGGUGCAUUUUUAGAGCGAGCUCUUUACUCAUCGUAACGGGCAUGAGAUAACGUCAUUCAUGAGCAUUCAUCGUACCCUCUGCAAACCAUUCACAAUGAGCCAUUAUUACAGCGAAGCUUUGUUCGGCGCGAAAGUAACUGUACUCUACUCUUCAAGAGCUAGCGAUAAGUAAUGUGCAUUUAUUAGCCGUUUUUAUUGAUUAAUGUUGCUUAUGUAACAUUCUCCCUGAAAUAUAUAUUAGAAGAUAAAUUGAUAACAAAAUACUUUUUUUAAAAAUAAUAUAUAUAAUUUGUUCUCUUCCAAGAAGAUAUAAAUAUUAAUUAACAGAAUAAAAAAUUCCUAUUUCGCUUCAACUUUUUCCAUUAAUAAUAAUCUUAUUUACACAUAAUGGUCUUUUAUUUAUAUCUUUUACAAGCUUAUCGAUGCAUCUUGCGAUAUCGAUCUCAGAAAACAAUUAAAAUCACUCGUCUGAGGUUCUUUGAGAAAAAAUAUAAUAUAUUCGUUGUCCUCUUUUGUCAAUGUCCAUCCUUGUUACGCUUUACGAGUCGGAUUCACGGAGGUCACUCAGCAAUUUUCUUCGAUAAUGAUUGUCAUUACUAUAUGCACAUCCGGCUCGAGUAUUUAUCCCUUCCUUGAAAUGUCUUACAUAGCGAUAGGAAUGUUUUCGAAAAAUCAGUAUCCCCCGUGUACUCGCGAUUGAACGAUGAAGAUGCGAACGAGGACAAUCCUCGCCGCUUGCUUCGCGAUCGUGACGUUUAAUAAAUUUAGCACGGCGAACGUAAAAGUUUCAUCGAAGGUCGACUUGGAUUCCGACGAAAAUGAAGAGGCAUUGAGCAACGCGACCUUCGAUACGGUCGCGAUUGUGAAUGAAUCUGCUGAUCCAGUGGGAUCAAUUUCGCGUGCGUCUAAACCGUCGACAAUUAGCUGGCAUCACGGAAGCGAGCUUGUAAAAUCAAAUGAACCAAGAAAAAGAAGAGUUUAUCUUUCGCAGGAUAAUUCAACUAAACGGCCACAGAUUAUCAAUAACAUUCAAAUCGUUAUAAACAGCAAUGAUAGUCUACCACACAAAAAUUCUUGCAAAGAUUCUUGCGAAGAUUCUGUAUGUGACGUAACCGUUUCUUCGAAACCAGACGGGAAAGGAAAUAUUAUAACCGAGGUGCAUCUUAGCAUUAUCACGAAUACAAAACCUAAAGAGGAUGCUAAAAUCGAUGAUAUUCCAGUAAUCGAAAGUUUCCGAGGUAUUCGUGUGGAUAACGAAGAAAAACCAAUUUCUCAUCCAAUAAGCUCGCCGAAUCCAUUAUAUUCACGUCGCGAAAAUAUUCCACAGGUGACAAAAUUUGUUUGUUCCAUUGUACGAAAGAGAUUUAAAUGUCUGUAUUUUAUAAUAAUUAAUCUGGGCAAUGAAAGUUUCUUUUUGCAAUAUAUUAUAAUAUGUAGGAAAUAUACUUUUAGAUUCACACGAAUUAUCAAGGAUACGGCGAACCCUGGUAUCAUCAUCGACGGCCUUUUCAACGACCGCGAUCGUAUUGGAGCUACCAUGGAGAUGGUGGCAAUGUAGAAUUUCGAGGCCAUAAAACGUGGUCGCGAGACAAACCCAUAGUGGAUGAUAAGAUUGAACCACCACUUAGCAGAACCAGACUCAGUGACGAUACGGAAUCAUGAGAUGAUUGAUUAAAUUUGAAAUUAUUUUUUAAUCGUAUAAAUAUUGUCGUAUAAAAAUGAUAUUGACUCACAUGUAAUUAAAUUCGAUUUCAUUGCCAUAUAAUAAGUAAAAUCAUUAUAUAAAAGUGUCAUGAGUUUAAUUUAUACAUAUAAUCAAAAAAAUAUAAUAUUAAUUUAUACAUGUAAUCAAAAAAUAAUAUUUAUAUAUCUCAUUUAAGCGUGUAAGCAUGAAUACAGAAUAUACGCAUAUAAUCGUUAAUUUAAUUGCUCUAUAU